GUUUCUUACUUGCUCUUUUAUCUUUUAUUAGUAUCAUGUUUUUCGGCGGGUGCAUUUCUUCUUCCAUUCCCGUCCCUCUCUUCAAGUCCAAAUUCUUACAACAACAACAAUCUUGCUUUUUCUCUUUCCUUUUACACAACCUGUUCUGCCCUGUUUCCAUUCUUUCUCGCUACUUCCGCAACGGCAACCUUCCCCAUCAAUCCGGUACCCCCCCCCCCCCCCAAGUGACAGAUACCUACUUACAAGCUGCAUCGAACCACCUAAUUCCAUUCCCAGAGAACGCAAGGCAACAUGAGUCCUCGCCUCGUCAGAUGCGCCAUAUGCGGUUGGUACAUUGUCGGAGAAGCAGGCUCCGCUUCAUGGAUGGGUCAGUUUCGUGGGCUGUGCCACAACAUUGCAGGUGAAGAGAUCUUUCUGACCGGAGUCGGUUACUACUCCGACCCGCACUUCGGAGGCUUCAUCGCCCCUCCGGAUCCCAGCGCUCGGUGGGACGACCCCGGCUAUGAUAACCCACUGGAACAUGAAUUCGGGGUCAUGGCCGAAACCGAGAUUAACGGCAAGCAUGGCUUCGUCAUUCACGAUGCCUGCUGGUCUCUGCUUCAAGACGCAUGCUACCCCGAUCUGGUCCCCUGCACGAGAUUCUUUGACGUUUUGAACUCCGUCCCGAGGGUGUUCGCAAGGAACAUCAUCGACUGGGGUCAUGAUUAUGGGGGCCUAGCUCUCCUCUUUCCGGAGGAUGACUAUUUUCCAUGGGAGUAUUUACGCUUUGCCGACAGGGAUUUUCGUGAUUCGGGGCUCGACGCCGUGUACGACACCAACCCUCUUGCCUCUUCCGAGAUCCAGGAGAUCCUCGCCGACACUCCACAGUCUCCGCCAACCUGGGACCACCCAUCAGAGUCAUCCGCUACUCCCAGAUCGUCCAGUGGUCUGGAUCCAUUCGGCUUGCUUCCCAAGGAGCUAUGCUCUGCUAUAGCUGCGUAUCUGCCGACCCGAGAUGUCUUGAACGCCCGGCUGGCAUCGCGCUCCUUUUGGUUCACAUUUCAUAGUCAGCAAUUUUGGGCGUCUCGUUUUCGGGGUGAAAAUGCGGAGCGCUCAUGGCUGUUCGAAGCCGCGCGGGAUCUCAACACCACUGGCGGCAUCGGGCGCAGAGACUGGCGCUGGCUGUACCAUCGUACAUCCGGUGCCCGCCUGGGAAGGACCGCUCAGAAUCGGAAACGUGUUUGGGCUCUCAUCCGACACGUGAUGGACAUAUUGGAGCUCUCUUGGAACGAGCUGAACCCCGACAUGGAAUCCCUCCGACGAUCUGCUCCCCUGCGACCCCUGUCAGAUGAAGAAUGCUCCGGCCCGCCGUGGGUCUCUGUCGAGGGUAGUAUCCGGGGGGUUAGCGACAAUCUCAGCGGCCUGCAGACGGCCUGUGUGCUUUCAAAGACUCAACGGGUGGCCAUUCGAGUGGAUGCUAUUUCCCAAGUAGCUGCCUCGACAGUUCGCCUGGGUAGCUCGGUAUACAUCGCCGGCUUGUCCCUGGCUGCUACCAAUGGGGAGGUCGUACGCUUGGGCUAUACGGCUGCCGGCAGCCAAAGUUGUUGCGUUCAUCUCUGCGGAGCGUCUCUGACUGGUUUCAACGUGGCCGUCGGCCUUGGCGGUAUCCACGCUCUUCAAUUCGUCAGCGGGCGUGGUACGGCGAGACGGCUAUCUGCCUGGCUUGGGCAUCCUGAUGACGCACCAAGGACUGAACGGCUAAGUGACAUCGUCACGCCAGAUGAGGAGACGAUGGCACUCGAAUUCGGGUUUGACGCCUUCCGAAUGGUCAGCGUUGGGGCUGUGCGGCGUGUUGAAUCUCCCAUGUCGAGUUCCCAUAGAGCCGACGACAGUAGCCUCAGACAUUCGGCGGUUUGGUAUCCUGACGUGCCGUCCCCGACGCUGAACUUGAAUGAAGACUUCCUACUAGCCCCCAGAACAUAUGUGUCGGGAUUUAAGCCGCUGUUUUGGGCCCGGUUUGGUGGCCCUGGCGGGGUUCACUUGAAACAUCUUGUGAAGCUCACCGUCGUUGACCUUGACAUUGGCCGUAUUGAUUUCUCCUUUAACAAUCCAAGUGUGCCAGCUGAAUGCUGGAGGUUUUCACGUAUCGAAGAUCCCAAGAGAAAAAAAGACGAGGAUGAAGACGAAGACGAGGACGAAGAUGAUUCCGAGAUUGUCGAGUUCCCAAUUGACGGGCCUGGGGGUGAAAUGAUCAACAAAGUCGAGGUCGGCCAGCGGCUUCUCCGGGGAAACGUUGAGAACUGGCUGUAUAAGGAGGGACAUUUAACCUGGCUCAAGAUACAUACGAAUCGUGAGCGGGCGUUAGAAGUUGGCUCAAAAUACACAUCGCGGAGAAACAUUAUAGUAGAAAAGGAGUUCAGAGCUGCUCCCGGGACUGCCAUUACUGGUCUUUACGGCAGUCGGUGUCUUAAUCAAGGAUGCAUCCUCAUGUCGCUCGGGGUAUUGACUGAGCCGCUCAGCAAGGCCUGAGGAGAAGGCCGCCUAUAGGCACGGGAGGAAAACACCCGCGUCCCAUGGUAUAAGUUCAUAUAUGACAGUUUCCGGAACUGUAAUUACGGUACACACCUCCGCAUUGAGA
Molecule: messenger RNA, 2617 nt
Organism: Thermothelomyces thermophilus ATCC 42464
Lineage: Eukaryota; Fungi; Ascomycota; Sordariomycetes; Sordariales; Chaetomiaceae
Exons: 5
Coding region: 292-2508 (738 amino acids)
Molecular function (GO): protein binding
Source: RefSeq, a predicted model, not a curated record